CAGAAGCGCAUGCAUUGUUCCGUCAUCGUUCCUUUUUAGAUAGAGAGGGAGAGAGAUUGAAUUCUAGAGAGAGAAAGGAGGGAACUGAGUCUGCAAAAAUCAAAUUUUCCUUUUUUUUGUUUGAGAUAUGAGUUGUGAUAUGAAGAAUAUGGAGUGGCCUUCGUAUGUGGAUGAAUACGAAAAGCUCAUUAUUCGAAUGUCUACGCCAAGGGUCAUGAUCGACAAUGCGGGCUGUUCCAAUGAGACCAGGCUAAUGAUUGAUAGUGCGAGAAAACAUGGGAUUCUCCUCGAAGCCGUCCAAGUCCUGACGGAUCUGAACCUUUCAAUCAAAAAGGCCUACAUCUGCUCCGACGGCCGGUGGUUCAUGGACGUUUUUCAUGUGACCGACUUGAAUGGGAAUAAACUAACCGAUGAGAGCGUCCUCGGUUGCAUCGAGCAGUCGCUUGAAACUGUCCAUUACGGCCGACCAGCAAGCGUCAAGGGUUUAACGGCCCUUGAGCUAACGGGCACGGAUAGGGUCGGGCUUUUAUCCGAGGUUUUCGCUGUUCUUUCCAAUUCGAGCUGUAAUGUAGUCGAUGCCAAGGUUUGGACACACAAUGGCCGUAUAGCUUCCUUAAUUUACUUGAAGGAUGACAACUCGGGCUCGCCAAUCGAGGACGAGCAGAAGUUGGACGCAAUUGGGGCCGUUUUGAGGAACGUGCUGAAAGGGGAUAAUGACAUUCGGAGUGCGAGAACCUCGGUUUCGUUGGCUGUGACUCAUACCGAGAGGAGGCUCCAUCAGUUGAUGUUUGCUGACCGGGACUAUGAGGCCGGGCCUGGUUUGGGCCCGAGUGUGUCGGUUAGGAAUUAUUUGGAGAAGGAUUAUUCGGUCGUGAAUAUUCAGUGCAGGGAUCGGAAUAAGCUUUUGUUUGAUGUGGUCUGCACGUUGACCGAUAUGGGUUAUGUUGUUUUCCACGCCACGGUCGACACGUCUGAGAAUGCGGCGUCUCUGGAGUUUUUCAUCAGACACAUGGACGGGACACCGAUUAGCUCCGAUGCCGAGAAGGAGCGCGUGAUUCUCUGUCUACAGGCCGCGAUCGAGAGAAGGACAUCUAAGGGUGUGAGGCUCGAGCUGUGUGCGGAUGAUAGAAAAGGUUUGUUGGCGGAUGUGAUGCGGACUUUUCGUGAAAAUGGGCUUAAUGUGACGCGGGCCGAGAUAUCGACAGCUCGGGAUACGGCCCGAAACGUAUUCUAUGUGACGGAUGCAGUUGGAAACCCGGUUGACUCGGAGAUCAUAGACUCGGUGAGGGAAAAGAUUGGUUUAGGGAAUCUGAAAAUUACGGAAUUGCCCACCCCGUGUGGGCGGAAGGUCGAGAGGGAGGGCCCACGCGUGCUGAUGUCGCUCGGGAGCAUGGUGGGGAGGAGUCUGAAUUACUUUGGGCUGAUUAAGUCUUAAGCUGAAAGAAUCUGAAGACACUUUUUAACUUUUAACACAAAUGGGAGUGGAAGGCAUGGCAUAUUCUUCUUUCAAUGGUGAUGGGCAUUUUGUACAUAGAUAAGUGAAGGGAAUUUACAGAACAAAAGAGUUGGUGAAGUUAGUUUGGAUUGUAAAUAUGAACAAACAACAAAAAAGGUGGGAUUGAUGUUGGGGGCCCCCAGCUCCCCUAUUUUUCUUUUUUUUUUUAAAAAAAA
This is a messenger RNA of Striga asiatica, 1671 nucleotides long. NCBI's taxonomy places the organism in Eukaryota, Viridiplantae, Streptophyta, Magnoliopsida, Lamiales, Orobanchaceae. The record is from the annotation of a GenBank genome assembly.